CUGCCCAGUCCCGCGGAGCGACGCGGAGCGGGUCCCAGCGCAAGCGCACGCCCCGGGCGCGUUACGUGGCGCGGGGGUCAUGGCAGGGAGCGAGCCGCGCAGCGGAACCAGCUCCUCCCCGCCGCCCCCGAGCGAUUGGGGCCGCCUGGAGGCUGCCAUCCUCAGCGGCUGGAGGACGUUCUGGCAGUCGGUGGGCAAGGAGAGGACUGUGCGGACGGCCUCCCGAGAGGAGGCGGACGAGGACACCAGCACCUUGACGCAGCUGCCGAUUGAUGUCCAGCUAUAUAUUUUGUCAUUUCUUUCACCCCAUGAUCUGUGUCAGCUGGGAAGUACAAAUCAUUAUUGGAACGAAACUGUACGAGAUCCAAUUCUGUGGAGAUACUUUCUGUUGCGAGAUCUUCCUUCUUGGUCUUCUGUUGACUGGAAGUCUCUUCCAGAUGUAGAAAUCUUAAAAAAGCCUAUAUCUGAGGUCACUGACAAUGCAUCUUUUGAUUACAUGGCAGUUUAUAAAAUGUGCUGUCCACAUACCAGAAGAGCCUCAAAAUCCAGCCGUCCUAUGUAUGGAGCCGUCACCUCCUUUUUACACUCAUUAAUCAUUCAGAAUGAACCACGAUUUGCUAUGUUUGGACCAGGUUUGGAAGAACUGAAUACAUCUUUGGUGUUGAGCUUGAUGUCUUCUGAGGAACUUAGUCCAACUGCUGGUUUGCCUCACAGGCAGAUUGAUGGUAUUGGAUCAGGAGUCAGUUUUCAGUUGAGCAACCAACAUAAAUUCAACAUCCUGAUAUUGUAUUCAACUACCAGAAAGGAAAGAGACAGAGCAAGGGAAGAACAUACAAGUGCAGUCAACAAGAUGUUCAGCUUACAGAGUGAAGGAGAUGACCAACAGGGAAACCGGUAUGUUGUAAUUCCACAGAUCCAGAAAGUGUGUGAAGUUGUAGAUGGGUUCAUCUAUGUUGCAAAUGCUGAAGCCCAUAAAAGACAUGAAUGGCAAGAUGAAUUUUCUCGCAUCAUGGCAAUGACAGAUCCAGCUUUUGGAUCUUCAGGAAGACCAAUGCUGGUUUUAUCUUGUACUUCUCAAGCAGAUGUAAAAAGAAUGCCCUGUUUUUAUUUGGCACAUGAGCUGCAUCUCAAUCUUCUAAACCACCCAUGGAUGGUCCAGGAUACGGAGGCUGAAACUUUAACUGGUUUUUUGAAUGGCAUAGAGUGGAUUCUUGAAGAAGUGGAAUCUAAGCAUGCAAGAUGAUCCUUCUUUUAGACCUUGGGAACUGAAACCAUUUGAAAUUUGUCACUAAGGUCAUUAUGUGUAUAUUUUCUCAGACAACUACCUUUGUCCUACCUUUUGUAGGUGGGCUUUAUAUUGUACAGCUACAACAGUUGUAUUUUUAUAUUAUGUUUACUUUUUACCUUAAAUCAAUUACAAGAAGAGUUUCAAUCCUAGUAUUUAGCCCCAAAUGAACCUUUAAAUUUUUUGAUAAAUUUUAUAUUUUAUGUCUUUACAAAAACAUUAAAUUCUGGAAAAAAAUAAGCCUGUAUUACACUUAUUCCUUGUGGUUUCUAUACUUUUCAGUACAAAGAUUUUCCUAGAGGGAAAUAGCAAAUUUUCUAAGCUUCCCAGAAGGUCUUUUCAAGAACUCAUAACUAGUUAUCAGAAAGGAAGCUUUUUGUUAUCCAUUUUUAAUAGUUCCACUUUAUAAAGAAUAAAGCUUUUACUAGAACUAUAUUUAAUAUUAUGACCAUACAAACUCUCUUCUUUUCUGAAAUAGUAGAGAGCAAGAUAAUAUUUAAUACUAGUUCAGUGAAAAACAGCUUUACUUGGCAGUUAUUAUUUUCAAAUAAUUUUAAAUGAUGUUAUGGUACUAGGUUAAAUUUUAUUUCAUAUCUAUAGAGAAAACAUUCCAGAGACUUACAUGUAUAUUAUUGCCUUCUACAAACUGCUUGCAUUUUGCAGAGGAAACACCCUACUAUCUUAUUAGAACUGGAGGAUUUUAAUAUUUUAUUAAAGGGAGCAUAAAUAUCUACAUGUUAUUUAUGUAAAUUCUAUAUUUAAAUUAAUUUCUGUUUUUGGAGAGAAAAUUUGUGACAUAUAAUUGCAUUUAGUGCAUUUAGUCUUUUUUAGCAGACCCACUCUCCAAAUAACCCAUUGACCUAUUAAUCCAAUCAUUAGGACAGAGCCCUAAUCAUCCCUUAAUGAUCUCACUUGGUCAUACUUCUUAAUAUCUCAUAAUGGAGAUUAUAUUUCAACAUGAGUUUCACAGGAGACAGACCAUAUUAAAAUUCCUAGCAGUGAUAUUAUUCUAAUUUUUUAGGUGAAGAAAUUGAGACAGAAAAGUGAAGAAUUCUGUUAUAAUUCAGUUCAUGCCAUUGUGUAUCUAGUAGAGAGGUCGUGGAGCCUGAAAAUCUCUUCACUUAAGUAAAAAAGAGCUAUAAGCUAUUACAAUCGUGAAUUAAAAAGUGAUUUCCUGAAUUCUAUGUUUCACUAAAUUCUCAUCAUUUCCCUAGUAGCACUAUCUAGGAUGACUAAAAGUAAAAAUAAUUAUAUAUGCAACCUCUGGAGAGCAAGAUACAAAUUCCAGCCAUGCCAACUCUUUAUCUGUAUGACCAUGAAGUCUUAAAUUCUGAAUCUCAAUUUUCUCAUGUACAGAAGGAGGAUCACUGUGUUUACCUUGGACUUAAGUUUUACCUUUACCAAGAACUGCCUGUAAGCAUCUUGGGAAAUAACUUCUCCUCUGUGGGAAGGCUUCAGUUUGACACUAACAUGCUCAGUGUUUAUGGAUUUUUCAGUGUCAUUCUCUGAAAUUAUUUCCUCCUGUGUGACAGCUGUUUCAUAGGUAUGUUUAACUAGUCAUGGAAAAAAUAAGCAUCAGUGUUUAAUCACCCAAAUGCUAUUAUAUUACCACUAUUGAAAAGUAAUGUGAAAAAUGUGCACCCCUCUAAAUGGUGUAUGAACUACAUGUAUUAAUUAGUAAGUGUGGUCUAAGUUGUGUCCUAACAAAUUCAUAUAUUAAAGUCUUAUCUCCCUGUA
Molecule: messenger RNA, 3022 nt
Organism: Marmota monax (woodchuck)
Lineage: Eukaryota; Metazoa; Chordata; Mammalia; Rodentia; Sciuridae
Gene: Fbxo4
Product: F-box protein 4
Exons: 7
Coding region: 80-1243 (387 amino acids)
Biological process (GO): protein polyubiquitination; SCF-dependent proteasomal ubiquitin-dependent protein catabolic process
Cellular component (GO): SCF ubiquitin ligase complex
Molecular function (GO): protein binding
Source: RefSeq, a predicted model, not a curated record